AAAACGCUGGUAAAUCGAAAAAAUGCUGACCAACUAUGGCGGCAAUGACUCCGCCUUUAACUGUUUGUUCGCCUGCUUCUGCUUGGGAUAACCGUAAUUGAGAUCCACGGUAAAGGUAAAUACGCGGAACGGCAAGCGAAGCCAAGCCAAGCCAAGUCAAGUCAAGUCAAGUCACGGUCCGGUUCAGGUCCACCUUAAGUAAACGCAACGCGGCCAGGCACGUUUAAAGCAAAAGUCAACAAAAAUAUCGUAAAAAUAAAAAAAUCUCAGUAAAUCAAAACAUCCCAAUGGAUAUGGACAUGGCGCUGGACAUGAAUGACGCAGCCACCACCACCAGCCUGUGGAUAACCAGUGCUGCACUUUCCCUAUCCGAAAUAUUAGUGAAUACCACAAGUCAUGUUGUCACCACGUCACCAGCAUCAACAUCAACUGUGGAAACCACUGCUGUGGCUGCCGUAACAGCAACGGGGAAAGUUGUCCACGAUGAUGAGAAGCAUCAUCAUCAUCAUCAUCAUCACCAUCAGGAUGAGGUGAACGACAACAAUGUAACAACAGUCUUAAGCUCUUAUCCCGGCUAUAUACACUAUCGCGACAAAUACGAUCUAAGCUAUAUAGCCAAAGUAAAUCCAUUUUGGCUACAAUUCGAACCACCACGGUCGAGUACCUUCUAUAUUAUGGCAGCCCUCUAUUGCCUGAUAUCGGUUGUGGGUUGCAUUGGAAACGCAUUUGUCAUAUUUAUGUUCUCGAAUCGAAAAUCGUUGCGUACACCAGCCAAUAUAUUGGUUAUGAAUCUGGCCAUAUGUGACUUUUUAAUGCUGGUUAAAUGUCCCAUUGCCAUCUAUAAUAAUAUCAAAGAGGGUCCUGCUUUAGGCGAUAUCGCUUGCCGGAUCUAUGGGUUUGUGGGUGGAUUGAGUGGCACAUGUGCCAUAGGCACCUUGACAGCCAUUGCCCUGGAUCGUUAUAAUGUUGUGGUGCAUCCGUUGCAGCCAUUGAGACGAUGUUCGAGGCUACGCUCGUACCUGGUUAUAGUAAUGAUCUGGUGUUAUAGUUUUCUAUUCGCCAUUAUGCCCGCCCUCGAUGUAGGAUUGUCGGUAUACGUGCCCGAAGGAUAUCUGACCACAUGCAGUUUUGAUUAUUUGAAUAAGGAAACACCAGCCCGCAUUUUCAUGGCCCUGUUCUUCGUGGCAGCCUAUUGUGUGCCCCUCACUUGUAUUAUGUUCUCAUAUUUCUAUAUCCUAAAGGUGGUGUUCACAGCAAAUCGAAUACAAUCGAAUAAGGAUAAGGCCAAGACGGAACAGAAAUUAACAUUCAUAGUGGCGGCAAUAAUUGGUUUAUGGUUUCUCGCUUGGUCUCCCUAUGCCGUGGUCGCCAUGAUGGGUGUCUUCGGAUUGGAGCAGCAUAUCACGCCAUUGGGUUCGAUGAUACCAGCUCUAUUUUGCAAAACGGCAGCCUGUGUGGAUCCAUAUCUUUAUGCAGCCACACAUCCCAGAUUUCGUGUGGAAGUCAGAAUGUUGAUCUAUGGACGUGGGGUGUUACGUCGAGUGUCGACAACCCGCUCUUCGUAUAUCACACGAUCGAGAUCAUCGUUUACCCGACGUUUGCGUACGGGUAGCGAGUUAGAUAUGCGUACAGAGCCCUAUAUAAUGAACAAUAAUCUUAUGAUGGUCCCAGAGGAAACCGAAGAGAAUGAGGAAAUCGUUGUUGUCGCUGAGAUCAAUAAUCCAUCCAGAUGCGUUUCCAUGCAUGAGCAUACGAGUAAGUUCUAAAAACGAAAACUCCAAACGAAUUCUGGUGAGGUGUGGUAAAUAAUGAUGAUAGUCUGUUUCAAUGGUUUUUAGUCUAACUCAGUUUUCAUUUCAACAUGUUCCUUUCAAAUUUUGCAUAUCUAAACUAAAAGGAUUUCAAAUUUCUCUAAAGUAGGAAGGUGAAUGAUGAUAUUUAAUCUCAAUUUAAAGAGAUU
Drosophila willistoni is the source of this 1960-nucleotide messenger RNA. RefSeq names its product opsin, ultraviolet-sensitive. The transcript has 3 exons. Gene Ontology annotation, molecular function: G protein-coupled receptor activity. Bases 288 to 1766 code for a protein of 492 amino acids. Gene Ontology annotation, biological process: visual perception; G protein-coupled receptor signaling pathway. The record is from RefSeq and is a predicted model, not a curated record. Gene Ontology annotation, cellular component: membrane. NCBI's taxonomy places the organism in Eukaryota, Metazoa, Arthropoda, Insecta, Diptera, Drosophilidae.